Colletes gigas is the source of this 5581-nucleotide messenger RNA. RefSeq names its product protein cycle (gene cyc). NCBI's taxonomy places the organism in Eukaryota, Metazoa, Arthropoda, Insecta, Hymenoptera, Colletidae. The transcript is spliced from 15 exons. The record is from RefSeq and is a predicted model, not a curated record. Gene Ontology annotation, biological process: regulation of transcription by RNA polymerase II. Bases 826 to 3492 code for a protein of 888 amino acids. Gene Ontology annotation, cellular component: cytoplasm; nucleus; transcription regulator complex. Gene Ontology annotation, molecular function: RNA polymerase II cis-regulatory region sequence-specific DNA binding; DNA-binding transcription factor activity, RNA polymerase II-specific; protein dimerization activity.
CUACGAAUAGGACUCUGGUACUUAGCAUUAUCAAAUUGUAUGUACUAUGUAUGUAAAAAUUAAAUUGUAUAAGUUACGAGAAUCGGUGAGGAGGGCAAACUUCUAAAUAAUUACCAAAAAUACGGCCCAUAGAGGGUUAAAAUCAAAGUCGGACUGUCGGUGUCCUUGCGUCGUCGGUGCAAUAAGAUACUCCAAGGAUGAUACCAAUGUCAGCCGAUUUCUAUCGCUUUUAGUAUUUCGCGAGCGACGGAAACUAGUUCCCCAGGUUGGCGACUGAUUGUUCCGGUGCGUUGGUCUGAAAAUUGAACGAGUGGAUGUUUAGUCCACUCCUACCUGCGCCGGUGGUCCAGGAACACGUGGUGCGACCGCGGUAAUCCAUCGGUGUUCUUCCACUUCCACCUCCGGUUGAUCCACCACCACCACCACCCGCGCUCAGUGUUCGUUGGCCGCUCGGACGAAGAGUGCGCGUGAGUUGGCAAAAUGGCUCGUUACCACCACUGCGACCACCACCACCACCACCACGACACUGUUACGAACAGUAGCGGCGCGGUAAACGAUCACGAAGGUUGCCGACACGCUCGUGGUCCUCCUCGUGCAUCGUUCGCAUCGUUCGCUCCUCGAAGUGGCCGUCUUUUCUUUCGGUAGCACGUGGUCGCGUCGACGAACUCGCGACACUCGGCACGGUCAUCCGCCAGCGGCACGACCUCGUCGUCGUCGAAGAGGCACCCUCGAAGCACGAGGGCAUCGGUCGAGAGGAGGGAAGGCGAGAAGCCUUCUGUGCUCCUCGAGGAUGUCGCCGCUUCCUCGCCGUUGGCGAAGACGUGGAUGUAUGCGCUGCUCGACGAGGGUGGAUUACUGGCAGAUAGCGGUGGUGUGGAGAAUGAUGUUGUGGUCGGGGAUGCCACCUGCGUGAGAAGCACCGAUCUUCAUCAACAUCCCUCCUGUCAUCAUUACCGUCAAGAGCAACAAGCACACCCUCAGCAACAUCAGCAGCAAUAUCAGCACCGCCAGGAGGAGGAGCUCGAAGAUCUGCUGUGCUUUCGUGGACCAUCGGAACAGGAGAUGGUGGCCCAAGAAAUGGCACAGAGUUACACGCAGCUCCUCCAUCCAGAUCAGGAGCCGCAGGAAUUCAUAUCCUUGGAGGAGCUACAACCGCAUUUGCACCAGGAGCAUCACGUUCACAACAACCAUGGCCAAGUGGUGUCAACGAUGCCGUCUACCAACGCUCAACUCUAUCAGCACCAUCAUCAACAGCACCACCAUCGGAGUUACUAUAAUCUAUCGGCUGUCCAAGAAAAUUCUUGUUCCACGGUUUACUUCGGCGACAUAGGUACGGGAUCGGGGGUGGGAGAAGUAACCGCCGUCUCGGCGGGGGGUGGCGAAGGUCUCAGCCUGACUCCAACCCCCGCCAGCAACAACAACACAACCACCGCCGCCCCCAGUACCAGCGGCGCUACCACCAUUACCACCACCACCAACGACACCACCCCGCAGGUCGUAACGGGGGCUGAACCGCCCCAGCAUAUGGAGACACCCCCGACCAUGGUCCCCGACCAGGCACCCGCCUCCGGCCAUCACUACCACCGUCACCAUCAUCAUCGUCAUCAUCACCAGCGCAGCGCAUCCUCCACCCCCAGCCAUGAGCCAACCACUACCGAUACUUCUGACGAAUUCGUCGCGGUUUCUAGGAAGCGGAAGCUCUCGUGCCACGACGGUAGUGAUUUGUUGGACGACGCGGGAGAUGAUGCCAAAUCUGUUCGCACAAACGACGACAGUAAAAAACAGAAUCAUAGCGAGAUCGAGAAGAGAAGGAGGGACAAAAUGAACACCUACAUCACGGAGCUUUCAGCGAUGAUACCAAUGUGCCAUGCGAUGUCACGCAAACUCGACAAGUUGACUGUAUUGAGGAUGGCAGUACAACACUUGAAGACCAUCCUAGGUGCUGUUACCUCAUACACGGAAGGUCACUAUAAGCCAGCAUUUCUCAGUGAUCAGGAGCUCAAGACGCUCAUACUUCAAGCAGCGGAGGGUUUUGUCUUCGUAGUGGGCUGUGAUCGUGGAAGAAUUCUCUACGUGUCCGAGUCAGUUUUACAGACACUCAAUUAUUCUCAGGGCGACCUGUUGGGUCAAAGUUGGUUCGAUAUUCUCCACCCGAAAGAUGUUGCCAAGGUAAAGGAGCAGUUAUCUUCUUCGGAUCUCAGUCCACGUGAACGAUUAAUAGACGCCAAAACAAUGCUACCGGUGAAGACGGACGUGCCACAGGGUGUGUCGAGACUCUGCCCAGGGGUACGGAGGUCUUUUUUUUGUAGAAUGAAACGAAAAGUGGAGAGUGUUCGUUGUAGCAAAUUGCAAGUAAAAGAGGAAGCUGACACGACCAGCGGCUGCCAUCGACGAAAAAAGCAGCAAAACGUCGAUUGGAAGUAUUGUGUAAUCCAGUGCACUGGUUACCUGAAAUCUUGGGCACCAGCGAAAAUCGACCUCGAGGAACAAGAAGGUGAUGGGGAUGGGGAUGCUUGCAAUUUAUCCUGUUUGGUAGCAGUAGGUCGGUUGCAGUCCACGAUACCUACAUCCUUGCCUAAGAAGCCACGAUUGAGGCCUAUAAAAUUUGUUUCGCGACACGCGAUGGAUGGAAAAUUCCUUUUCGUUGACCAAAGGGCUACCUUAGUGUUAGGUUUUCUACCGCAAGAGCUCCUCGGUACGAGCAUGUAUGAGUAUUAUCAUCACGAUGACAUUCCUUAUCUCGCGGAAUCUCACAAAGCUGCUCUUCAAGCCUCCGAAUGCGUCACCACGCAGAUAUACAGGUUUAGAACAAAGGAUGCGAGCUUUGUGAAUCUCCAAUCCGAAUGGAAAUCUUUCAGAAAUCCGUGGACCAAAGAUAUCGAGUACCUAAUAGCUAAGAAUUCUGUUACUUCCUGCGACUUCCGAACGACUACAAGUAGCGGAAAUAGAUCUGAGGAUUCCAGUGUUCAGGGCAACUACGACUAUUUCACGCAAAGUAACGGCGGAUUAGAAAGAUUGAUCUCAAGCCACGUAGAGGUAAGUAAAAUAGGACGACAAAUAGCGGAAGAGGUUCUCGACCUUCAAAGACGCGGCGAGGAUUCUUCUUCCGGUAGCAGUCCCGCGCCAGGCCCGGAACCUGCUGCUUUGUUAAAUACUGAGUCUCAGAUUACCACGACCGCAUCGCCGGAAAGAGUGCAGGACGUGUCGCAACCGACGAGAGGCAGCAGCAACGGUAGCAGUAACCCCACACCAACGUACAACCACAUUGCAAACAACUUGCAGCUGAACAGCAUCGCGAACGACCAAGGAACGUCACCAGACGAAGACAUGAUGGACAUGAUCGGUGGUACGACGAUAAACGAAUCACCAAACCCGGUGCCAUCUGAUGGCAACGACGAAGCAGCAAUGGCCGUGAUAAUGAGCCUCCUAGAGGCCGACGCAGGCCUAGGUGGCCCAGUGGACUUUUCCGGUUUACCAUGGCCACUUCCAUAGUACAUUUUAAUCUCGAUGUGAACAGUGAACUUCAGUGCCUGGAGUGUAACUCACGUUGACCAUCCUAGCAGCUAGAACUGUGUACAUAGUAUCAAGUGAGGACCAAGUUGAUAUUUUCUUCCGUUGUGUUUGAGUACGAGAUCGAUGUAUUACUCGUGUUUCCGCUUUCUGGAAACUGGCAUCGGAACAUUUUCAUGAGUUUCUUUUUUCCUCUUUUUUUUUUUUUUUUUCUAAAUAAUUUAAAAACGUGUUUGGUGCUGAGACGGUGCUAUUUAGAGUAUGCGAAAUUUGUCAAGCGUUUUACUUUAUAGACAUAUCAUUUCUGUGAUCCACAAACAGGAAGCGUACACGAACAGUUUAUUUAAAUUAAUUUUAAGCGAACAUUUCACUUCGUUUUGUAUGAGAAUAAGACAUGGAAACCGGUCCAGAGUUCGUGGCUAUAAUCUUCAAGCAAUCGUCGCAUCGUAAACGUUUCAACGGAGAUGAUUCGUUGAUGAACUUAACUGUCCUCGUAAAAUAAAACAUAUUUUUUUAAUGUCACGUACAAGAUGAUUAAAAGGCUUUUCAGUAAACUAUAAUUGAUGGUAUGCUGUUUAAAAUUUUUUUUAUACGAACAGGUGUAGCCUAAAUACUUUGAUAAAUUUACUUUUAUCGUAAUUCUAGUUGACCUUGUUAAUUAAAACCAUUGUUUAGACCCACGCCGCGAUAACAUCGCUCCUACCUCAAGUUUUGCAUUUCAUUGUAAUGUAUCUAUCAACUCUCGCCUACUUUCAUUUUUAAUAGAGAAUAAAUAUGCUGGUCCGAGUAGUGACGCAUGUCACAUAAUUGUCUCAGAAACCGUAAGUAUUAAGCAAAAAUUGUCGAAAGUUGCCCGGUCCAGAAACGAUUGCGGUAAACGCCAAAUGUCUAGGUCGCUCAUGGCCAUUGAACAAUAAACAUCAUUAUACAAGAUGACUUUAGAAACUUGGAGUAGCUCUUUUCUAAACAAAGCAGAUACGUACAGUGUGUUUGUUUCUAUGGAUAAUACGAGAGUUAACCGGUACACAACAUAUAAAUGUAAUGGCUAAUGUAAAGGAAGGAAUAAAGUGUUUAAACAUUCAUGAUGGGACGUUUGAAUGUAAAAGGAAAAGUUUAAUUUAAGAAACAAAUGCAAGUACAUAUUGCAAAUGAUUUAUAAUAUGAAAAAUGAUUCUUUUCUGUACCUCCGUUCAGAAAUGAGCUAUAACUUGUUCCAGGUUUUAGAAUCACCCUGUACAGUGCCUAUAUCUUCUCUGUCGCUUCAUUUCUCGUUUCACAAUAUGCGAAGAAGCCCAGAGAUACCAUCACAAGUGGAGAUGAUUUUCGAUAUCACUCACGGUCAGGAAAGUGACCUUGACCAGUCAAAGCAUUCGGCGCUAAUCUUAACCCUGACAUUAGCGAUUUUUUUUUUGUAGGUUUAAGGGCACAUGAAACAUGUUUUCGUUUUGUUCACAAUGUAAUAGUUUACGUCUAAUUUUCAUUCAGUAUGUAUAACAGAUAUGUUCAAGAUCAGCUCCGUGAGCCAAAUCGGUUCUUCCAUUUUAUAUACGAUACAGCGUGACGUAUACGAUCGAAUAAAAUGUGAUUCCUCGUUCAAGGAAAGGUCAAAAUUGUGGAAUAAAUUGUUCUUAUUUCAAAUUUUUCUAUCGAGAAAAUUUACUCCAAAAAUUAUUACAUCUGGUCUGUAAAGAUAAUUUACCUGAUUGUUAUAUGUUGUAAUAACGCAGUUACCUUGUUUACGAGCAAAGUUUUGAAAUCACUUUGUCAAAUUUCACCAAUGCACAUUAAUUGGAAAAAUAAUAUAACAAUCUGCCAGUGCAUAGAGUGUAGCUGGUUUAUAGUACCACAGACGAGGUAUACGAGUAGAUUUUACACCUUAUGGAAAUUCGUCGCCCAAUCUGAUUGCUAUACCAACCUGAGAAUACAGAGGUGAUAUUAGCCUCCUGUUCUCACAAAUGGCGGUCAGUUGAGAAACUAUUGGUCUGGGUUAGGUCUGGGUACGGUGUAAGGAAAGUACCAUAAUGAAAGAAGAAUUUCGAAAAUUUUUUUUAGCUGAAAUACAUGUUUUAAG